CGUUUGAUAGUACACUUAACGGGCGAGUCCAUUUUCGAUGAAGGAAGACAGGUUUAUAUACGUUUGUUUAUAUGAAGGAAAUUCAGUUUAAGACUAGAGAUUGAGGGGAACACACGACUUGCGGACAUUUCGCUCUUCUUUUUUUCCUGCCUCCGGCAAGAAACAAUUUAACUAGGUCAAAACCAAGUGUGUUCUGUGUUGCUUGGUUUACUAUAUCAAAAUUCCUUUGGAAAAAAGGGGGAUUUUUUUUUUUACCUUAAAGAGCAGGGCAAACUCUCCAGGAUUAGUGCCAUGGAAUUUUCAGAGAUGAACUCUUAUAAAAUAUUUAUUCGACCUGCAACUGGGGGGAAUUUUGAAGUUCGGGUGUCCCAAGACGAAACUGUGCAGGGACUGAAAUGGACCUUAUCCAGGAUGUUUAGUAUUCACCGAGAAAGGAUUACACUUCUUCAUCAAAAUAAGAACAUAAAACAUGGUUUCCUGAGAGAUUACGACAUUCACGAGGGCAGUGCAUUGACACUUAUCCCAAACAUGGAAGCUGGCCUCUCGUUUCAUAAAAAAGAGAGUGGGGUUAUGCAAGCUUUAGAAAGUCUAACGGAUUCACAGAUAAGCGAGUUCCUAUCAGGAAGGGCACCGCUGGUCUUAGCCAUGAGACUGGGGGACCACAUGAUGUUCAUUCAACUUCAACUAUCCACACAGACUGGGGCAAAACGAGCCCGCCCUUCUUCAGUGCAGCUCCCAACCCCCAAAAACAUGACUGUACAUGAUCAUCAAGAGGUCCCCUCUCCUACCUAUAUACCACACGCAGGGAGCAACGGAUUUCCCUACAACCUUCAUCAAUUUCGGAGUUUCCCCGAGUCUGAAAAAAAUUGCCAAACUCCUAGCUAUAAUCAGGAAGUAGUGGACAACUCUUGCCAUGAAUGUCGCGGUGCUGUAAUAGAGAGUGUACAGGACCUUGGUCGAGGGAUGUACUCCGGCACAUUCUCAGGGACAUUGGAUCCCUCUAACUAUUCUGUGGAAGGACGACCUCGAAGGGACCUAACAACGAUCAUCCAUAUCCUGAAUGACCUCCUUAAUGCAGUCCCUCAUCACAAGCCAGAUUCAUUUCUCCAUCAACCACAAAAGUCACCCACCACUUCACAAUUCACAGAGAGACGAACUCACGACCCCAGCUAUACAGAAGUGGACAGUACCAAUAUACGCAGCAAAGUUAGGCAUCUUAAGAUGAUGAUGGAGGAGAAAAAGCAGCGCAGAAAGAACAGACGGACUUCACAGAGUCCUUACCAGUGGCCAAGGAAGCAGGAGCGCACUUACAAAUCUGACAACGUACCAGUCGCAGAUUGUCUCCGCACGGAGAACCAGGUCCCUAAAGACUCUUACAAAAAUCUCAAGAACGAAACAGUGGCUGUCUGAUGAUGUCUCCUGUGACCUUGGGUCAGUUUUCCCCCAUAAACUGACAUGUAUUUGUUAGUUUUUAAUGGUCUUUCUGUUGUGGUGGUUUUAGAAACCAUUCUGCAUCAGAAAGAUGAGGGCAUUUUUUGUUUUGUUACACUGUUCAACUUUUGACCAUUGUCAAUUGUUGGAGCACUUGAUAUGACUGCUGAUAGUACAUUAUGCAUUUCUAGCCAGGUCCCCUAUGCUGUAUCACAGGUACCACUCUAUAAACGCACUUCACAGGUUUUUCCUCACCAAAUUGUGAAGUCCACUUCAUAUGACAUCAAGUACCGCGGCCUACGGGGAUCUAGCAUACUAGUGCUACGUAGCAUUGUGUAUUUUUGUUGACAAGACAGCCCAGGCAAUGUUGAGCUGUAUGUUAGAGCUGGGAAAUAUGUAACAAAUAAAAUGCUAGUCGAUUGGUGUUGUGAACAAGCUGCAGGCCCAUGACAAAAGGGGUUCAUCCUCAUGAACAACUGCAUGUUCGUUAUUUACAUAGUAGACUGGGAACAAGUUCACGUACUUGAACCCUAGAGAUCUUGUAGUGGUUUAUUUUUGUGUGUGUACACUUUAUAGAGGCAAUUGUGCCCAGUGCCUAAAACUUGUUGUCUUUUAUGGCCAGUAUAGCAGUACUUCUACCCCCCAUCCCCCUUGAUUUAUUAUUGUAUUUGCUUGAUUAUAACAGUUUGUAACUUCACCUUUAUCAAAAUCUCUUACCAGGUUGAAAUCUUCAUAUCAAUUUUGUUUUUAUUUUAUUCAUUUUUUUCCCUUCUUUUUGGUCGAUCAACUUUUACAUUUCUUUCCCGUUUCUUCAAACUGAAACAAAAGUAAUCUAUAUCUGCAGUGUAAAGUUGUACUGCUAUAGAAAAUAUAUCAAAUAUAAAAAAAAAUUGUGAAUAAUGAUAAAACUUUGGAGAUGGGCCAAAAGUAUUUCUAUUUUUAUUUAGUAUGACUUUCUAUUAUUUCAGAAGGCAUAUCAAUUCCAAUUAAAAGCUGGUUGACUCAAUUCAUGACACUAUAGGGCAGAGAUUUAUUUAUUUUCAUCAUUUGUAUUUCAAUUUGUACAUUUAGUUCAUAUAUUGUUUGUCCAAAAAGUUGGAAGAAACUAUUUAAAAAAUUUUGUUGUUGAUCUCAUGUGUAUGUAAACGAGAUUUAGUCAACAGCUGCUUUGACGCACAUAUUAGUGUUGUUUACUGUAAGUAAUCUAUAGUGAAAACACCAUGCAAAGUAUUUCAUUUCAACAUAUUCAGGUAGAUAAUAUGCAAAGUGGGCAACUAUUAUAAGAAGUUUAAAUAGGUUUCAUGUCUUUAUGAAAUCAACCUAUUUUAUAAUAGGGCACUGAACGGAAACUUGUUGGUAUUGGCUCAUUAUAUCAUAAAGAUCAUGCGUCACACAGGCAUUUAACAGUGACCUACAGAUGUGAAAGGAAAAAAAAUAAAUUGUCAACUUCCUUGUGUAAUCUUGUCAAAUUUAUCUACACUGCUAGUGUCCCUGGUAUAACCUGUUACCUACAGUUCCCAAUAAUCUGGUGUAAUAAUUCACCACUCAACAUUAACACGGAAUAUUGACAGGUGUCCCAGGCACCUCUUAUUACCCAACCUUUAUAUAAGUGAUUAAAAUUUCAUAAUUUUUCUCUCUCGAUCAAACUUGUUGUAUAACAUAUUUUAUUUUUCAUAGUGUAACUUUGAAAGCUAAUGUUAAUUUUGGAUGUAAAAAUAGGUUUUCUAUAUUGUAGAGUUAUAUGAACACAAUUUACAAUGACCUAGCUCAUGUGAUGUACGGAUCUUGAUCACGCCCCCACCAUUCGUAUCUUAUCUGUGUUAUAUAUCUCAAUAUUUGUAAAAUGAUGUAGUUGUCCCCCUCAUAUUUGUCCAUUAUUUUAUUGUUCACUAUUGUUUUCAUUAACUGGUGUUAGUUAACAGUUUGCUACCAAUAUUUUCCUAUUGAUGCAAAGAUAAUAAAAAGUUUGUGAUUAUUAA
This is a messenger RNA of Ostrea edulis (European flat oyster), 3410 nucleotides long. RefSeq names its product midnolin-A-like. Lineage: Eukaryota; Metazoa; Mollusca; Bivalvia; Ostreida; Ostreidae. The transcript is spliced from 7 exons. Gene Ontology annotation, cellular component: nucleus. Gene Ontology annotation, molecular function: protein binding. The record is from RefSeq and is a predicted model, not a curated record. The coding region runs from base 292 to 1410 and encodes 372 amino acids.